ACCGCACCGGUUUGCUUCAGAUGGGCUGUUCUGCAACCCCAGAUUGCUUUUCCGUCGAUUGUUGUCUGAAAGGAAACGUGCCAAUGAGAGCAGCUCUGGAGAAAUAAUGAUCCGCUGUAUUUAUACUACCAACUCAAAUAUAACAUCACCAAAGCAAUUGCUCGUUUGUGAUCGCGUCGCGUCGGGGUGGGACGCAUAGCAUAGGGCGCGUUGUUGAGACAAUUUAUACAAUUGGCUCCGCCCGCCCGCGCGCGCCGAAGCGCUGAACUUUCCUCAGUGCGCGAGUAACGGAGCGGCGUCCGGCAGCAGUGGAUAAUAAUGGCGAACAUCAAACUUAUAUCAAUGCUGCUGUUCUUAGCGAUAUCGGAGGCUCGGCCAUCUGCAGGACUACAGCCGAAAAUACGACAGAAGAGAGAAUGGAUUGUUCCACCCCGCAAACUGAAGGAGAAUGUCAAUUACAUGGAUUUGGAAUACAUUGCCAAAAUCCGCUCCGAUGAGGAGACCAGGACCACUAUAAGGUACUCUCUGACUGGACCCGGGGCUGAUCAACCCCCCUUCAGAUUGUUCUCGGUGGGAAGUGAAAACGGCUUGGUGAAGAUCCACGGAGUGUUAGACAGAGAGAAAAUGCCCACCUACCACCUUCGAGGAGUGGCCAAGUUUUUGAACGGCAGUUAUGCUGAGAAAGAUAUUGACCUGAGGAUAGUGGUGCUUGAUGAGAAUGAUUGUGCUCCUGUGUUUACUACUCAGACGAGUGGAGCCGUUCAUGAGCGGACUGCAAGAGGUACUGGCAAUAUUCAUCGUAACGCCUGCUAGAGAAAUGACAGAAACAAAUGUGUCUAGACCAGAUUUACAUUAUAUGCACAAAGAAGCAAAAAAUGUUUUUGACAAAUUGAUCUGAUUAGAAUUAUGACAGAUGCUAUAAGGUUGAAGUAUCUCUGUCUCUUUUCACGUUCAUGC
Molecule: messenger RNA, 957 nt
Organism: Triplophysa rosa
Lineage: Eukaryota; Metazoa; Chordata; Actinopteri; Cypriniformes; Nemacheilidae
Product: desmoglein-2-like protein
Exons: 4
Coding region: 319-813 (164 amino acids)
Biological process (GO): homophilic cell-cell adhesion
Cellular component (GO): membrane; desmosome
Molecular function (GO): calcium ion binding
Source: RefSeq, a predicted model, not a curated record